AUGAACGUGACAGACGUCUACGAGGGACUAAACCCAACGUUUUCUGAAGGAAACGCCUCUGACGUCGGAGGCCGGGGCGUCCGCCCUCUGGAGAGAUCCAUCGACCUGGCCCUCAGCUGCUUCACCGUGGUCGUCCUGGUCAUCACGAUGGUUUCCCUCGGCUGUUCGAUGGAGGUCUCCAAAAUGAAAGCCCACAUCCUCAAGCCGAAAGGGAUCGGCAUCGCGCUGCUGGCUCAGUUCUUCAUCAUGCCGCUCACCGCCUUCUCCCUGUCCAAAGUCCUGCAGCUGAGCCCCAUCAAGGCCGUGACGGUGCUCAUCGCCGGCUGCUGCCCUGGAGGAACCUUGUCCAACAUCUUCUCCCUGGCCCUGAAGGGCGAUUUGAACCUCAGCAUUGUGAUGACCACCGUCUCCAGCAUAGCGGGCCUGGCUCUGAUGCCUCUGCUGCUCUUCAUCUACAGCCGCGGGUUCCCCGGACUGGAGAAGGCCGUGCCGUACACCGGCAUCAUUUACUCUCUUAUCAUGACCUUGUUGCCCUGUUGUGUCGGCAUCGCCAUCAAUUACUACAAGCCAAACUACUCUCCAUACGUCAAGAAGGUUGGCAUCGGCAUCUUGAUCGUCUCAGGCGUCAUCAUUUUCGCGCUGGCUUAUGUUUCUGUGGGACACCUGCUGUGGAUGAUCGUCACUCCAGACAUCCUCACCGCCGCCGCCCUGUUGCCGGCCAUCGGCUUCGCCUUGGGAUACUUGCUGUCUUAUUUCUGCAGAUUCAAUCCACAAUGCUGCAGAACCAUCUCCAUGGAGACAGGAUGCCAGAACAUCCAGCUGUGCACGACCAUCCUGAAGGUGAGCUUCGACCUGGAGGUGAUCGGCCCCAUGUUCCUCUUCCCGCUGCUGUACAUCACCACCCAGUGCUGCGAGGCGCUCCUGCUCGCCCUGUGCUUCAGAUGCUACGACCGACGGAGGCCGCCGCCUUCGGAUGAACCGCACUUGACUAUCAAAUCCAUCCAGCCUGAGGAGGUGAAGCAACCGUGA
Messenger RNA from Salarias fasciatus (jewelled blenny), 1029 nucleotides. Its product is annotated as sodium/bile acid cotransporter-like. The coding region runs from base 1 to 1029 and encodes 342 amino acids. Gene Ontology annotation, molecular function: bile acid:sodium symporter activity. Gene Ontology annotation, cellular component: membrane. The record is from RefSeq and is a predicted model, not a curated record. The transcript is spliced from 5 exons. NCBI's taxonomy places the organism in Eukaryota, Metazoa, Chordata, Actinopteri, Blenniiformes, Blenniidae. Gene Ontology annotation, biological process: bile acid and bile salt transport.